AUGCCUUCUUCCUCGAGUACAGCCCGUGCAAGCACUUCCUGCCGUCGCUGCCACCGACGGAAGAAGCGCUGCGACCGUACACUUCCACAAUGUGAGACCUGUAUCCAUGCCCAGGUAGAAUGCAGCUUUCUUGAUGAUGAUCGACAAGUCGGGACAUAUCCAAUCGCCUACGUCCAAGGGCUCGAAUGUCGCGUCAAGGAGCUAGAAAAGCAACUUUCCGCAGCCCUAGCAUCAACACCAUACCCUACCCUCCAACUUGAUCAGGAUUUCGACCAGCCAGUAAUCAACUUCGCGACACCUCCGGACACGGACGCUAGCGACACCUUCCCCAUAGCGACUCCUCCAUCUCAUAGCCGAUCGGACUUUCUGGUCGAUGAGCUCAAGCGACUGUCCCUAGAAGCAGCAGCAGAGCGACAUCUUGGUUCCUCUUCAGGGCUAUCCUUCGCCAAGUUAACCCAGGCAGUCCUUCGACGGCUAUCCCCCGACAAAGCCGAGUUUGUAUUCGAUGAUACCCCAGACGAGUCGCCAGAGCAAUACGGUGAACCUUUCUCAGACCCUCUACUCGAUGCUUCAACUUCCCUCUGGGAACUGAACAACUCGUUCUCCUCACCAUGCCUCUUCAACCAACUUCCACUGUCACACGUCAUGGAAGACGAGACAACGCUGGCCGAUCUGCAAUUACCCGACAGAGCACAUAUCGAAUACUUAAUGGAGUUCUACUUCGCACAUUCCCACACACUGUACCCUAUCAUCCGCCAGACCGAGUUCACCUCCGUCAUAUGGCGAGUAUACAACAAUCCACAAGACCCUCUGGCAGGGUCUCCACUUUGGAUGUUUCGCAUCUGGAUGGUUCUGGCCAUUGGCUCGACGACACACUGUUCCGUAACCCUGGGAGAUGAAUCCGAGUCUGUGCUGUACUACAAUAAGGCAAUGGGGUAUUUCGAGGAUGCGCUUGGACUAGGCGAUAUGGCCGCACUAGAGGUCAUGAUGCUGCAAGUCUCUUACUCAUUCUUCAACCAAGUCGGACCAAACACAUUCUUCCUCGUCGGCGUUGCCGCCCGCAUGGCCAUCGGUAUAGGCCUACACAGCUCCUCAAGCUACGCCAGCCUCCCAUCUGACGUGAUCGAAUACCGCAAGCGGAUUUUCUUCUCUUUGUACAUGAUGGACAGGUACCUCUCCCCUAAACCCACACCCUAUCCUUUAUCCACUCUAAUAAGUAUCAACAGAGUAGUAUCCAUAGCCCUAGGCCGCCCCUUCGCCAUCCACGACGCCGACAUUGACGUCGAGGUAGCCCCUCUCCCCAAGCCCUUCACCGACACCACCACAACAGACGACCUAAACCACACAACCAACCUCUCCAUCCCACUACACAUCCUCUCCCUCCGCCGCAUCGCCAGCGAAAUCACCACAGCCCUCCACUCCCCAACGAACACGCACAACUCAGACCGCCAGACAACCCUCCAAGCUCUGCACAAGAAGCUCCUCCACUGGCGACGCACCAUGCCAUUCCCACUCCCACCAACCCCGUCGCCAAUCCCACAUCUAACCAGCGCCUGGUUCGAUCUGAACUACUACACGCACAUGACAAUGCUAUACCGGCCAUCUCCUCUCUUUCCGUCUCUCGACGAACAGAAAGUGAAGGUGUUAGCGACAGCUGCAGCAAUGGCUAUUCGGCAGGCGAUGAAUCUGCAUCGGCAGGGACGGUUCGCGUAUAACUGGUUGAAUCUUUUAGGGGUGUUUCAGAGUGCGGUGGCGUUGAUGUAUGCUACGCUGGCGAGGCCGGAUGAGUUGGGGGUUGUGGUUCGGGAGAGUAAAGUAGUUGAGGAUUUGGGGCUGGUGGUGGAGUUGUUGAGGGCUUUUGGGAGGAAAUUUGGGGUUGCGGGGAGAUUGGAGAGGAUUGUGGGGGUAGUGGUGGGGAGGUUGGGGGAGUUUUGUGAGGGAGGUAGGGUUGGUGUGAUGGUAUGA
Aspergillus welwitschiae is the source of this 1965-nucleotide messenger RNA. RefSeq names its product fungal specific transcription factor domain-containing protein. The record is from RefSeq and is a predicted model, not a curated record. Gene Ontology annotation, molecular function: zinc ion binding; sequence-specific DNA binding; DNA-binding transcription factor activity, RNA polymerase II-specific. Lineage: Eukaryota; Fungi; Ascomycota; Eurotiomycetes; Eurotiales; Aspergillaceae. The transcript has 5 exons. The coding region runs from base 1 to 1965 and encodes 654 amino acids. Gene Ontology annotation, biological process: positive regulation of transcription by RNA polymerase II; DNA-templated transcription.